Zingiber officinale is the source of this 1080-nucleotide messenger RNA. Its product is annotated as transcription factor WER-like. Lineage: Eukaryota; Viridiplantae; Streptophyta; Magnoliopsida; Zingiberales; Zingiberaceae. The record is from RefSeq and is a predicted model, not a curated record. The coding region runs from base 18 to 842 and encodes 274 amino acids. The transcript has 3 exons.
UAUAUGGACUGACAUUGAUGAGAGGGUCAUUGCAGUCUCCUUUACACAUGUGCACCAAGAAACCUAAGCAGUUCUUUAACAAGGGGGCCUGGAGCGCGGAUGAAGACCAGAUCCUAACUGACUAUGUCAGAGCUCAUGGGGGAGGGAGGUGGGGGAAGGUUCCCAAAACAACAGGCCUGAAUCGAUGUCCGAGGAGCUGCCGGCUUCGCUGGCUGAAUUAUCUGCGGCCGGACAUCAAGAGGGGAAACAUAUCCAACGAAGAGGAGGAUCUCAUCGUCAGGCUCCAUAAUCUUUUGGGAAACAGGUGGUCUCUGAUAGCUGGAAGAUUACCUGGUCGAACAGAUAAUGAGAUCAAGAAUUACUGGAACACAGUGCUAAAGAAGAAGCUAAAGGUUCAGUCAGUUGGAUCCACGCAAUUAAUAAAUCGCAAGUGCACGAGUAAAAGAGGGAUCAGAGAAUCGACUGCGUGUAACGAGCAUGAGAAUGGAACUGAAGCAAAGCUCAGUGGAGAUCGACGGAUACUUGACGCUUCUUUCUUGCCACUCGAUGAGAGUGAUAUAUUUGACCAAACGAUGGGUUCCGAUAUCGAGCAGCUCUGCUCGAAAUGGGUUCCAGACAUGGAUGACUUGGAAAAAUACCAAAGAUUUUGGGAAGGUGCUUAUUCUCCUGUGCCUUUUGAUGAUAGUUUGCUAUUUACCAAAGAAAUAUUAGACAAUUGGCUGGAAGAUAGCACCGUGCAUGCGACCGUAGGUUCUUCCUCCCUGAGACAGAUUACUGAGCCAUGCAUCGUCUCACAAGGCUUGAUCCUCAACAAUCAAGUGAUGCGUUUGCCAGAUGUCUGAGUUGCACGUACGCCCAUGGAGUAAAAUUAUGAGCGUUGAUGUGCAUCUGGCAUGUCUCUAUGCAAAGUUGUUGUACAGCCUCUACAUCAAUCAAUAACUAGAUGGUGCGAUCUUAGAUCUUAAAGUCCGAAAAAUCUGUAUGUACUUUCUGCGUGCAAUAUGAUUAUUAGGAAACUCUACUACUACUUAUGACAGUGAUAUUUUGAGUUUUUCUCUUUCGUUGAUGUUUUUGUCUAAA